Molecule: messenger RNA, 651 nt
Organism: Zingiber officinale
Lineage: Eukaryota; Viridiplantae; Streptophyta; Magnoliopsida; Zingiberales; Zingiberaceae
Product: probable indole-3-pyruvate monooxygenase YUCCA11
Exons: 3
Coding region: 1-651 (216 amino acids)
Molecular function (GO): monooxygenase activity; FAD binding
Source: RefSeq, a predicted model, not a curated record
AUGGAGAUGAUGGAGACGUGGAAAGAGACGAAGACGGAGGUGUUCAUCGUCGGCGCGGGCCCUUCUGGGCUGGCCACGUCGGCAUGCCUCAACGUGCUCUCGGUCCCCAACAUCGUCCUCGAGCGCGAGGCCUGCACCGCCUCGCUGUGGAAGCUGCGAGUCUACGACCACCUCAAGCUCCACCUGGCCAAGCGCUUCUGCGCGCUCCCGCACAUGCCCUUCCCUGCGGACGCCCCGACCUUCCUCCCGCGCCGGCAGUUCGUUGCCUACCUCGACGCCCCGAUCGACCUUCACCAAGAUGGCCAUCGUGAGGCCCUCCAAGGGGCCCUUCGCCACCAAGUUCACCACCGGCAAAAUGGUCAAGUCCGAGACGAAGAACAUAUCAAGGACAACAAGCUCGAGCUCGAGAACGGGGAAACCAACUACUACGAUCAUAUCAUCUUCGCCACCGGCUUCCGGAGAAUUGCCAAGAACCAGCUUAAGGAUGGCGAAGCACUGAUGGACGAUAAGGGAAUGCCGAAAGAGAAGGCCCCGCGGCACUGGAAGGGAAAGAACGGCCUCUACUGCGUGGGCUUCGGUCAGGCAGGCUUGGCAGGGAUAGCCAUGGACGCCCAGAACGUGGACAACGAUAUCAAGAACCAUUACGUAUAA